This is a messenger RNA of Cucurbita moschata (crookneck pumpkin), 1385 nucleotides long. RefSeq lists its product as uncharacterized. Gene Ontology annotation, biological process: endoplasmic reticulum tubular network organization; membrane organization. Lineage: Eukaryota; Viridiplantae; Streptophyta; Magnoliopsida; Cucurbitales; Cucurbitaceae. The transcript is spliced from 9 exons. Bases 108 to 1136 code for a protein of 342 amino acids. The record is from RefSeq and is a predicted model, not a curated record. Gene Ontology annotation, cellular component: endoplasmic reticulum; membrane.
AUAAAGAACAAGAAGCAUCGGCGGUGAGGUGGUGAUCAGUAUCAACGUCAAAGGGUGAAGAAACCAGUCCUCCUCCGUCUUCUCCUUGCAGUUACACACACAGAAAAAUGGGGGAAAUCAGCGAAGAAACUCAGAGGCUUAAGCGAAUUGCGGCGGCGACUUACGACUACGACAACGACCCCCGAUGGGCCGAUUACUGGUCCAACAUUCUCAUUCCUCCCAACUUGGUUUCUCGCUCCGACGUCACCGAUCACUUCAAACGAAAAUUCUACCAGCGCUACAUCGAUCCUGAUCUUGUAGUUGAGACAAUGUCUUCCGGCAGUUCAUCAUUUCAGCCAGGGAGGCAGUCAGCACCUUCACCUCCUACAAAUGAUCAAACUCAGUCACAGAGCUCCGGGUCAACUACAAGAAAUCCAGGAACAUCGGCAACUACAGGUUCAAAUUGGAUGUAUUUACGCUGGGAUCGACAUAGGGUUCUUUUUUUGGUCAAUGCUUGGGUGUUUCUCUUGUCAUCGUUGGCAGUGAUGCCAAUGGUUCCCAGAAACAUUUCACAUAGGGCGUAUCAGAUUUCUCUUAUGGGCACUGCAUGCUCCUCUCUAUUCACCUUGUUCAUUACUUGUGGGAUACCCAGGUCGUUCGAUAUGCAGGCUUUGGAAGUUUACUUCCGACCUGUCGUUGCAACAAAAGCUCUCGUCUACCUUAUUUACUCCAUUACCUUUGUAGCUUCAAAUCUUUUCCUUAAACUUGCUUUAAUUCCGAUUAUAUGCGUAGCUGUUGAGCAGAUUUCCAAGUACGUUCGGCAUAAUUUCCCCCGAUCUGCCUUCUACAGGAAAUGCUUGGAGCGGCCUUGUGCUUGGGUGGAAUCAAAUACAAUCACACUUUGUCUUCUGUCUUCAAAUGUUGAGAUUGCACUGGGUUUCCUUCUGAUCAUCUCCUUAUUCACAUGGCAGCGAAACUUCGUGCAAACAUUCAUGUACUGGCAGCUACUGAAGCUGAUGUACCACUUCCCCUUGACUGCUGGGUAUCAUCAGAGUGCGUGGGCUAAGAUUGGGAGAAAAGUUAAUCCAUUUGUGAGCAGAUUUCUCCCAUUUUUGAAGCCUUUACUCUCUGCAGCUCAAAGAUGGUGGCUCAGGUAGAGAAACCAAGAAUAAGAAAGUGGUUUCUGUUAGUUUGCAUUUAGUUUACUGAAUAUAUUCAUUGUUUCUUAGAAGAUAGUCACAUAUUCAUGACAGAAGCUGCCCUCAUGAACGAACCCUGUUGAUUUGGGGUUUUUGUAUGCAUAUUAUGAAGCAGGGCAGGACUACUUGUUAUGAAUUAUGAUAUUACUUUAGCAACUGAGAUUUGUGAUGAUAAUAUGAUAUAUAUAUACAACCUUUCAAGAAUUA